Messenger RNA from Schistosoma rodhaini, 773 nucleotides. Lineage: Eukaryota; Metazoa; Platyhelminthes; Trematoda; Strigeidida; Schistosomatidae. The record is from the annotation of a GenBank genome assembly.
CAAACAUGUUACGAUUCUUAUUCUGUUCAUUUAAAUUUUUUUGUUUAGACAUAUAUAUAUACGUAUAGUUUAUAAAAACCAUUUGAGCAUAUACAUAUUAUAAAUUGAUUGUAAACCAUGAUAUUCCAUUUGUGCUCCAAAUGUAUACACAGUCAUCAUUGCAUUGAACAGUUAUAAAUCAUUUAUUGUGUUCGAAAAUCUUAUAUGUGUAUUAGUGGAAGGUGUUUCACUUAACUGAUCGAUUUAAAUCUUAUCUCAGUUCUACCUUUCAAAAGAAUAAUUAUUCAGAUUGCUAGAAAUUAGUGUUGCCCUAAUCGUUAUUAUUAUUAUUCCUAUUAUCUUAAACGUGGAUAAUCAUACAAGUAUAUCUAUAUAAAGAGGAAAACAUGGUGGCUCAAGAAUUUAUCAAUUUCUUCUCCAGUUUACAACUUCCUGCCUCAACUGGUAUUGAAGAUUUUGGUGAUCGUUUAAAUUUCUUUACUACCAUUCUAUUUCUAAUCGCUACCUUAGUUGUUACAGCGAAACAAUAUGUUUUAGGUGCUAUAUCAUGUUAUGUAUCUGUUUCACCAUCAGGUACAGGGUUUGAUACAUUUCUAGUUAAUUAUUGUUGGGUUCAUGGAACUAUUCCAUUGAGAAAUAAUGAACCUUUGCCAGAGACAGAUGCUCAAUGGAAAGAAUAUGAUAUACAUAGAAGGAUCAGUGUCAAAAAAUUUUACUUAGUUAUCUACUUAUUGAAUUACAUGUUAUUGAAUAGGAGUAUAAUAUAUAUUUAA